Vollenhovia emeryi is the source of this 11213-nucleotide messenger RNA. Its product is annotated as zinc finger protein 497. NCBI's taxonomy places the organism in Eukaryota, Metazoa, Arthropoda, Insecta, Hymenoptera, Formicidae. The record is from RefSeq and is a predicted model, not a curated record. Gene Ontology annotation, molecular function: DNA-binding transcription factor activity; RNA polymerase II cis-regulatory region sequence-specific DNA binding. Bases 72 to 1865 code for a protein of 597 amino acids. The transcript is spliced from 11 exons. Gene Ontology annotation, biological process: regulation of immune system process; regulation of cytokine production; negative regulation of transcription by RNA polymerase II.
CGCCGAGCCACCCGCCGUAUGUACCGCCGGCGUAUCAGCAUCCUCAUCACCACUUGCCGCCCCAGAUCUUCAUGCACAAGAGCGCGAUGCAGAUGCACGCGAGGGAGCUGAGCGCGGGUGCACUGACGGGGAGGCCCGGCGGCGGCGUCGCCGGCGGCCUGGCCGGUCUGGGUGUCGGUGUCGGCGUCGGCGUUGGACCGGGCGGCAUGAUCGCCGGCAACGAAGUUAAGCCGCACCAGUGCCAGCAGUGCCUCAAAUCGUUCUCCAGCAAUCACCAGCUCGUGCAGCACAUCAGGGUCCACACCGGCGAGAAGCCGUACAAGUGCAGCUACUGCGACCGCAGGUUCAAGCAACUCAGCCACGUGCAGCAGCACACACGACUGCAUACGGGUGAACGACCGUACAAGUGCCAUUUACCGGACUGCGGGCGGGCCUUCAUCCAACUGUCGAAUUUGCAGCAACACCUGAGGAAUCACGACGCUCAGGUGGAGCGGGCGAAGAACCGGCCGUUCCACUGCAACAUCUGCGGCAAGGGUUUCGCCACGGAGUCCAGUCUCCGUACCCACACGUCGAAGGAGUUGCAACAGCGUGUUGUGUUCCAGCAACACGCCGCCCUGAUCGGCGGCCCGAACGCAACCAGCUGUCCAGUAUGCCACAAGCUCUUCCUCGGCGGCGAGGCGUUGAUGGAGCACAUGAAGCACACCCACAAGGACCCGAACGCCUCCGGAGUUGCCACGAAGCGACGGACCGCCAACCACCCGUGCCCAGUGUGCGGGAAGCACUACGUCAACGAGGGUAGCCUUAGGAAGCAUCUGGCCUGCCACCCUGAGACCAGUCAGCUUAGCACGAGCCUCAGGAUGUGGCCGUGCUCGGUGUGCCAAGCCGUCUUCACUCACGAGAGCGGUCUCCUGAGCCACAUGGAACACAUGAGGAUGGACCCGAAGCAUCAGUUCGCGGCGCAGUACGUGCUGAGUCGCGCGGCCGCCGAGAGGCGGGAAAGGGAGAUUCUCGCGAGUUCGAGUUUAGGAGCGGGUUUGGGCGUGUUGGGAGGAAGUCAGUCUGGAGGCCCGCAAAAUUUGCAACAACCACCGAUGUGCCCGUCGCCGUCGGCCCAUUCGGAUAGCAGUAGCGGCAACGGAAGACUGUCGUCGGCCGGUAGUGAACCUGAUUUUUGCGCAGGCACCGGUCUACUCAACAACAACAACAAUAAUAACAACAACAAUAUGGCGUCGCCGGGGCCGAGCGGCAACAAGCUCAGCGAGAUACUGCGAACGGGAAGUCAACCGGGCUCGGCGCAGCAAUAUCACGAUGAGAUGCAGUCGCAGCAACAACGCAUGGCUGUCAUGGCCGCCGUGUCAGCGGGAUUACAAAAUUCCGUAUCGCCUAAUCUCUCGCCGGUCGACAUGGCAUCGCUGGCGGCGGCUAUGAGAAUGGGCAAUAACGGUGACAUGAGCGGUGGUACUCAAGGCUCGACGGGACCCCAACAGCAGGGAGUGCAAGCGAGCGGACCGGAGCAGGCUCUGAGGAUGCAUCAGGCGGAAGCUCUGCUUCGUUCCCAAGCCGAGGCUGCCCUGAGACUCGCGGUUUCUCAAGCGGCGGCAGCUGCGGCAAGUUCCGCGGUGGGCAGCGAUGUGAGGCAUCAUUUGGGACAGCAUAACGGAGGUAGCACCUCCGGCAUGCCGGGACACCAUACGAAUCAACAAAUGUCCCAACAGGAUACCUUAACGCCGGAUCUCGGAGAAGCGCUACGGCUGCAGGAGCAGCGAUUAGAGCAGGCCCUCAGGCUUCACGGUGGCGACCCGCGCGCCCUGAGUUUCACUCUGGCUCAGCACGUCGUCAACCAGCAGAGCAAUCAGCAACCAUGAAAAUUCAGUUACUACUGAGACGAGUGGACCCCUUGGGCGUCGGAUCAGACGACCCUGCAGCAGAACGAGCGCAUGAACCAGCAGCAGUCGCAAUCGUCGACGGAGCGUUCGACGCCGUUGCACGAUCAGCAGCAACAACAGCAGGGCCCGUCUUCCAUCGGUCAUCAGCAGCAGCAACAGCAGCCUGAAGACCGUGGCGUCAAGAGGAAAGCCGACGAGAUGAUCGGUAACUCCGAAAGCGCGUAAGAGCGAUUACGCUCGUUGCGGCGGACAUGACGGAAACGCGUCAUCGUCGCCGCUAACGUAAUUCGCCCCUGCGCCCAAGUGCGGUCGCCAGAAUUUCACUCACUGUCUCAGCAGUAAGAAAACGUCAAACAAACGGAAGGACUUUGUGAGAAAGAAUGUGUACUUCGGUGUCUUCCUAUAUUCGGAUAGAGCCGAUAUGGGGCCGGACCUCAGCCGGAAAUUGAUCGGGGGCAUCACCCUCGGUUGACGAACUCUCCGGAUGGGACCGUGCUUAGACGAAGGGAGAAGAGUGAGAAUACGUACGUGUAUAGCAAAACCGUUGCACGGCGCGAGGCGGUCAAGAUCGCAGUGGCGACGGUCGUCUCUCGCGAUUCCCCGCGUCGUUGUUCCUACAUCGGUCCUGGAUCCACGGAUCUGUCCAACGGACUCCGCGACGGCGUUUUCACGCCGUCCUCGUGCCCCCCCGUUAAGAUUCUCAGGACACGUCGCCACUGCCAUACCGCCGCCUCGACUUCCGAUACGUGCCAUAAUAACUAACGAGAAGCUGCUUAACAAACAAAAAAAAACAACAGUAAGUCAUCUCGGGCGUUCCGUUUCGGGAUGAUCCGGGGUGCGCCCCGAGGUACUAUGAUCUUUUAGUACAAGAGCCGAUCAAGCGGUACGCGGCGGUGCCGAGGGUCCAACGGGCGAUCCUCGACCGUCCCGUGCUAGCCAGGCUCAACAAACCUAAACUAUAUAUAAAUAUUAUACAUAGAUACGUCUAUCUCCACCGAACCGCGCUUAAAAGGUUCCACCCCCCAAACCCCCUAAAAUCGUAAAAAGGUCCCGUAAUGCUUAAAGAGCGAAUCGCACACCAAUAACACCCACGUACGCAGGCUCAUCAUGACGUGUGCGUCGCGCGGUCGUGACGAACGUUUCACCACCAACGAGUGGUGUCGUGUCGUCGCGUUGUACGGUUGUUAAUUAUAUACGUACCGAAAUCCCCUUCCCCGUGUGUGCGUGUGUGCGUGAGACAGACGAAGGCGACGCAAUCCGCACGGACGUUCUCUCGGUUGCGAUCAACGUUUCGCGCGACGACGACAAAGCGACGUUGACAUUUCGCGCACGAGAAACGAACGUUGUCGGACGUAACGCGUCGCAACAGAUACGUCCGCGCACACACGAGAGCACAUACACGUAAAUACAUUACACAUACAUUACACAUAUGUACACAUGUACAAUACAUAUAUUACAAAACUCAUCAGCAGCACACUUUUAAGGUGAAGAUAUAAAUGCGCGCAACUUGUGCUCGUCGGUAGCACGAAAACUAUUAGUUCAUAAGCGAACAAACAAAAUAUAGUUAUUACAAACAGUUAUAUUAUAUAUAUUAUAUAUACAUACAGAGUAUGAAGAGUAUGACAGAGACAAAAAAAAACGGGCGAAACCCAUUCACACUUACACGUUUAACUGAAGGUGCGGUAAGCGUGAAAGAGCGAGCAUUUUUCGUGAGCAAAGCACGCGACGGAGAAGAGAGAAAUAAAAAACUAAAUGCUAAAUAUUAUAUAUAUUAUAUAUAUAAAUAUUAUAAAUAAUGAAUAUAGGGUCUAUGAGACUAGGAUAGUUAGGCGAAAGGGAAAUACGAGUGAAUGCGGAGCGCGCGCCCCCGUAAGUUUUACGCGGUCCCAAGCAUUGUCGAUGCGAGAAUGCGACAGCACAGGCCGAGAACGGGGUGGAGGUGGGCAUGUGCGAGAGCCUGAGAGGGAGAGAACGUGCGUAUACGUGAUUUUGCGAAUGAACGACCUUGGGAUCGGCGUAGCCGCGCGGGCGCGCCGUCGAGCGAUUGGGCUGAUCGAGUAAACGUGAGUGCUUCGUGAGCAUCAAGGAGGAGCGAAUGCGAAGACGAGAGUGAGAUUUUAGAAUGGCGUGCUUCAGGUAAUCUGAGGUCCUGUGAUCGUUAUAAGCGAAAUAUUUUUUUAUUUCCGGGUAAUAUAAUCUGAAACGCGUAAAACUCUUGCGUCGUUUUGAACUUUUACUUGCAAUAUACCGUUACGUUCUCGCAAUACUUAGGAUGAAGAAGAAUAAGACGAAGACGAAUAGGAAAUAAAGAAGGUGGAUGAACAAAAAAAAACAAACAAAAGAACAAAAAGAUGAUACGAAGAUGAGGAUGACGAGGGAGAGGAAGAAUAUGGAAAGAUAAGUCCGUAGGUUUGAUCGUGGAGCGAACUUUUAGAGACUCGACCCAGACCCUUACCUCGCCGAAAUACCCUUUUUCACGACGUCCCACCAAUUCGAAUCUCCAAAGCCGACCAAAUGUCCCGUCGUCCCGUUCAUCUCUCCGAAUCUUUGGCUAAGCUUAUCGGGAUCGGUCCACACUGACGAUGGAGUUAUCUUCCGACGCGACCAGACGCGACGAAGGCGCGACCGUAAAACACAUCGGAGAGAAUCACGUUUAACGUUUCAUUGGGAAUAAUUUUCUCCGGGGCACGAAAAUGCGAAUCCCCAAGAGGGUGUAAAAACCGACGGUGAUUUCGAGAGGCGGGCGAGAAGAAAUAAUGAGGAAAAAGCCAUUUCACCUACCACGCGAUUUGAUUCCUUCGUUUCUUCGACCGGCAAUCGCGGACCAAUAUAUGAGUGCGGAAUUGAAUGGGUAGCGUGCAGAAUUGGUUCACAUCUUUCGAUAUCGACGUCGACCGCGUUACUGCUGUUGUUUCCUUUCGGAGACACUUGACGGGCUUAUUUUUGAAAAUCACCCCCGGGCCCCUACGAUCCUCGCUUUCCAUCCGAAAGUUCUCCCUUCGCCUCGACUCCAGAAUGUCCGAAACUUUCCGAGUGCCGUCAAAUAAAAUUUCGCCUACGAAUGUAAUUGACAAAAGCUUUUCUCUCGCUACGUUUGGAAAUCAUGUUUUCCGGGAAACGAACUGUGGAGAAGAAAUUCUAGCAGAAAAAUUUUCAUCAUGUACUUCUUCCCAUCAUUCACGUCCAUUUGUUCGCCAAUUGCGAAAAUAACCUAACGUCGUCAUCUUCGUUGAACGUAAAAGACACGCGCCGAGAAGCCGCCGGAUAGCCAGGCUUUUUGACCAUCUGGGACGAGAGAUGAAAAGAUCACUAAAGGAUUCAUCGUCAAAGCUACAUUUAACAGUCGCACUCGUCUCGCGAUCGGAACUCGACGGAUACAUCUGGCACGUUCCUUUCGAAAAAUUUUGCAAAAAUUCCCCCCACGAAGACACUCCCAUUGGGAACGAUUUCUCGCGAAACGGAAAAUUCGGGAAACCCACGGUCUUGGAAUUUAUUUUCACCUUUGCGGGAAGGGAAAAGGAAACAGGCGGGUCACCUCGAGUUCCGGCGAUCGCAACCGCGGGUCGAUUCAUUGAUCGUUAUUAUUAAAGUUUUUGCGUUACAGGGCGUUUUUUCCUCGGAUUAAGUAGUAUGUAAAUACACCUUGAUAUCACAAGCAUUAACUGAGAAUUUACUGGUAAACUUAAACGAACGUACAUAAUGCGAAAUAGGGUUAGUUUCUAUGUAAAUACCUAAAGCUGGACGAGUGCAUACACCUCGUUCACGCAACCAACAAUAAUCGUUUCUUAUCGAACCAGAGCUUCUGUUCGUUGUCGGCGCGUGCCCGAGAUGAUCGGCGAUCGCUUCCGCCACCCUGCCCUGCCCUCGCCCCGCCGCCCCGAGGGGUGGAUUCUACAUCUUCGAGGAGGGGGUCGCGUGCGGGAACGUUCGCUGUCUCUCGGGUAUCGCCGAUCGGGAAAUUCUUUUUUCUUUUCUCGACACUGAUACACUUACACACAGACACACUUACACUACACGGCAUUGCGAUGGAUUGUACAGCUACGAUAGGAAAACACCUAAUAUCUAAAACACAAUCGUCGCACAUUUCGACGCCCACCUAACACCGUAGGGAUCGAUCUUUCGGAAAAUUUCCAUCGACAAAAAAGAAAAAUGGAAAAAUUAUUUGUUCGGACGACAAAGAUCGCGGACAAUGAAACGUACGAUAGGUAGCGUAGCAAAAGUUUGUAGCGCUUCUGUGCGAAAGUUGCGAGCGUGCUGCAUAAAACCGAGAAUGAAAGAGAGACUCGAGAAAAUCUGGGGGAGAGCGUGCAUGGAAAUUCGAUAGGGUUUGGAAAUCCGUUUAGCGAAGGAAUGCCAGUCAAUAUCGGCGAGUUUGAGAAUGGACGUUGGAACGAAUGGACAGAAUUUAGUUAGGCUGUUAGCACGUGUCGCGCGGCCGAAGCGCGGAGAGCAAAUUCUCGUCGGAGUUCGCGAGUCAUUGACUAGAGCGAUAUUCCGAAGCGAAUCGUAAUUUCAUUUCACGGUCCUUAAUCGAGCGUCGAGAGAUAUCGAGAACGGUGCACGAAACGGGUAGUAGGAGCGCGAAAAAAGAGCGAAGUAAGAAACGGAAGGAUGGAAAGGUCAGCAUUACUAGUUACCACCAUCUCACUAUCACCAUCACAAAGAAAUUUUAAUGAAACAACGACAUACAAAAAAAACACUACCAUCACCACUAACGUCGGGAUCCUUCGUGACGAUCGCGGUCGCGAAGCGAUCGACCGACGACUGUUUUCGACCGGUGCAUCCUGCCGCGCGCCGAGGGUUGUUGCCUUUUCGCGCGGUAAAAGCGUAGGACACGACGAUCGGCGGGGGCGGCUCCCGAGCUACCCCCGCGACCGCAAUUAAGUCACACUUACCCGCGCGAGAAGGAUGAAUUCCCGAGGCGCCGGCCCGUGCCCCGCGAACGUGUACCAUAAUUUUAAAUUUAAACGAAAGAUAAUGCAAAAAAAGAAACACACACACAAGCGCGUUAAACAAUAGAUCUAGUAGUGUAUGUUCUGUAAUCAACUGACAAGUAAGCGAGGAUAAAGAUAACGAAAAAGUAAUAAUAAAAAAAAUGCGGGUCACACCGCGAAAAAAAGCACAAAAAAAUAAUUUACAAAUAUAUUGAUUUACAUAUGCCCGUAACUCGUAAGGGGGCCGGUGGCGCAAACGCGCCCGCGUGAGAUUUUCGGGCCCUACGACGACGAAGGAGGAAGAGGAAACGGCGGGACGUACACGGCGUCCGCGAGCCGCGACGCAGGACGAGCUCGCGGUCAUAAAGCGGAAGCGGAUAACGCGCGAAGGACCGUGGAAAAUCUAGAGGGACGGUUGGGUCGUCCGUAUUCGUCGCGAGAGAGGCGGCGAGCCGCGUAAAGACGAGACGAGGUAGAGGAGGAAAAGCGGCUGAGCAGCGACGAGAUACAAGAGGAGAGGCUCACGAGCGCCUAACGACGGGAGAAUCCGGCAAGGAAAGCCCCGAGGCGUCACGGACGACCCGAAGAUACAAGCGCCCGACCGUAGCCCACUCGUGGAAACACGACCAGUAAGGUAGUCGAAAAGUGGCCCAUAAUGAUAAUAAAUAAAUGAAUAUAUAUACGAAAAGGUAUAUAUAUGACGAAGAGAAAAUCCACGGCGUGACGUCGCCUGCAAAAUCGGCCCUACCCAUAAUCUUAAUCUCUUUCAUGUAAAUUUGCUAAAUGUUUAAAUAAUCUAAAAAGUGCCAUAGCCCGGAUGCGCUGGUGCAUACUCCCAGCGCAUACACACUUACAAAUACGACUCGACCUUCACGAAUCAAAGGAAAAAUCCGCGGACACGCGCGCGCGAAGGCGCGCGCGGCCGCGGUAGAAUUGGUAUUCUCGCCAAGGAACAAGUACAACGUAACAACAGUGACAGAAACCAACGCAAACAGAUCACCCCAGACGACCGCGUGUCCCGCGGUCCCAACGAGACACACAAGUUUAAAGCAAAGUUGCCCUGGUCCACGAGCGUGCAACCCCGCGCGCUCAAACAGCUCUCAAUACACGAGCGCGCGUGCCAUGCGUGCGUGCGUGCGCGCGCGCGCUCACAUGCAUGAUACACAAGUGCAAGUACACAAUUUUACACUUGUUAUACACUUGAAGCACACUUCUCCACACUUAACUACACACGCUACGGAUAUGUAAAGCCAAUUGUUUUUGUAAAUUUCCUAAAAAAAAUCAACUUUUUGAAAAGACACGAUUCGGCCCUGUGAUGAACAUUAUAUUUUCGCGCGCGUCAUGCAGGAAACGCCGAUCCGCCUAGGAAAAGUCCCCGGCUUCUCUCUCUCUCUCUCCGAAGAGACGGAGGAAAGUUGGGCCUGCUUUCCAGACGGAGACGCGUCUCCUCGGACGCCGUUGGAAAACGUUGAUCAAUUUUUCACGGUAAUUUGAGAGGAAAGAGCAAAAUUCAUGGACGAUUGUAACAGCACACGCGUUUGUGCGAGUAGUGCUACGUAAUAUGUGUAAACGCAGCAAAAUUUCGCGGCCUUUUGGCAUACGUUUGGAUGCAGUACCGAUGAUGAACGGCGCGUGCACACCCGCGAGAUUCACGCGCGAGUGCGCACGCCCAAAACACGUCCCGGACUUGACACAAAGAGUAUCCCGGAUGUAACGUGUCUUUGUCGGGCUAAGUUCCGACGAUGGACAGGUGGCGAGGUGCCAGAGAAUUUCGCCAAUGAGAGUGGAUGAGAAGUGAAAGAGAGUGAGAAAAAGAUUUCGAGAGUGACGGACAAAGCGGCGAAUGAAGUUCGAGACGAAGUUCUUAGCCCUUUGAUCGAGGUAGAGAGAAAGCGAGUGAGCGAGCGAGCGAGCGAGCGAGCGAGAGAGAGAGAAAGAGAGAAAGAAAAGAAACUAGAAAGGCACCUGGGAUGCCACCGAGAGACCCCUGUUCCACGAGACGCAAUCACCAAAGGUGUAAUGAACCACAUAAGGAACACACAACCAAGAGGAAUAUGGCAGCGGCAAUUGCAUAAGGGCCGUUGUUCGAGUGCGGCUUUACAAGCAAAAACCGUUGAUUUGUUUUCGAUCGGGUUUUAAUUUUUUAAUGAAAUAAUCUCACGACGCGCGAACACAUAUCACGUACGACCGUGCGCUCGCGCUCGCGCGCGCGCCCAGCGCGAGGAUGUUGCGGGCGCAGCUGAGAUUGCGCGGCAAUAUUUGCUGGGAGCCAACGGCACGACGUACGACGUAUGUGCAUAUGAUUCGCGGCAGUGUGUAUCGUAAGUGCGCAGCAUAUGAUAAAACCGACAGUCUAGCAGUGCGAGCGCCUCGGCGGCAUUCGCGUCUUCACGCGGUGACCCUGACCGAGCCUCCGUGAUUAAAAACCGGAAUAAGUUGUUUAAAUGUCCACUAUAUAAAUGAAAGAGCCAUAGUUGUUAAGGCGGUGGGUUCCGUCGUUCGGCCGAGUCGAUUCGACCUCACAUCGCACACGCGUUCGUCCUGGCCCCAGAGAGAGAACUUCGAGAGAGAUGACGGCGGCGAGUCAACGGGAGAAACGUGCGAGAGACAGAUACGACCGCGACAACACAUUUGGCAGACCGGCAAAAUUCCGAGGUUCCUGGCAGAUCGAAACAAUUCAGGUGGGCCGAGACAAAUCCGAUUUGGGAAUUUGGCAUCUAAAUGUGACCGUUCGGCUGUCGAAAUUCGAUUAACUCUAGUCCAUAUUCUCGCCAGUUUUAACAUCAAACGCGACUCCCCGAUUCUUAUUCCCGUCCCUCGAGGGAGGUGGCGUUUCACGCCAAUAGGAAUAAGAGUUGGAUGCCACGUUUAGCUGUUGGAUGCGAAAAUGCGGACCUUUAUCUCGGUUACCAAGCGGAUGGGAAAGAAAAAGUAGGAUACCAUCGGGAACGGAGAGAGCAUCCAGAGACUCUAAACCUUAUGAUCGAUCGAAGUCGUGAAGAAGUAGCGACUGCCAUGAUCCCAAACAAUCCACACAAUUAAUAACGGUCGACGGCGACGAGCGUGCGGACCCAUCGCGCUGUCUCGUCACGGAUAGAUCAUGCGAACGCCGAACAUACCGGUCGCGCUCGAUCGGCUCGAUCGUAUCGCGUGGUCUCCCCGUGGCGAGGCGAUACUCUUUUCAAAAUAUUCUUCAUACUUCCGUUCAGGAGAAUGCGUUUCUUUCAACCUGAACCAGAGCAACCCCCCGCAUGCGUGUCCGAGGUGAGAGGCCGAGUCCGUUUAUUUGGCAUUAAAUUGAAAAAAAAACGAAGGGAACGAAAACGAUAACCGCGCGAAAGACGGGUGAAAUUGCGAAUUUAUCAGAGGCUGAAUCGGCGUAGGAAAAAUAAAACAGACGGGACACGAGAACGUGUGAGAUGAACCAAUACAUUGUCCGCUGAGUGGGUGCCUUCGUCAGGGUUUUCCGUUACAGUAAACAGACAGUUCAAGUAUAACUCACAAUUAGUAGUGCUAUAGUAGGACAGUAAUCACAGUGUACCGCAGUUAAACAGUUAAAUAAGUAAGUAUACGGGAAGCACGUGGUCUUUUUCAGUGUCUGCAGAAUCUCGUCGUGCACCAUCUACCGUUAAUCAGGUAGUGGAACGACCGGAAGUAUACCGGAUUAAUUUCGUGUGCAACUUCCUACCGGAACCUCCCCCGUCCCGAUCCACCGUUUGGCUAAGCGUUUAUAUCCCUCUAACCCAACUUUCGGACCUCGGACGACCGGCGCGAAAAGAUUCGAUCGUGUUAUCGAGAGAAAACGUAUCCUAGCGGCAAAAUUAAAAGAGAGAAAAGAAAAGCAAAGCAUCUCCCAACCUUACCAACCGGUCGCUCGCAACCUCUCCUUUCACGAUUCAAUCGACAUUUAACAGAUAAAUAUGAUAAUAAGUGUACUAAGUGUCUGUAGUUUAGCCAACGUGUACGUUGUAUACUCUGAGAUAGGCGCGAGAAAGCGAGCCGAUGAGGAUGAUAGGACGCGAAGUGGAAGAGAUAGCGGGAGAAAGGAGGAGAGAGAUAGACGAUUGCACGGUGGAGCCAUAUUUAACUAACUGAUAACGAUUAAUUAAUUACAGUAAUCAUUCAAGAUGACUUAAUUAACAGUUAACCGUACCGCAUACACACAUGAAUAAUUAUUAAUUACACGUACUCCAGUAUAUAAGUAAGGGCCGAGCGGUAGCGCCGCGCAUACCGCGCGCACCGCCUCUAUCAAAUAAAGAAAUCGCGAAGGCACUCACUACGGAGAUCAACGAGCAGGGACUUUGGGACUCGGACGCGGAUCGGAGGGUACCUGAACACGCGGGCCGGGAUUCUCCAGAUCGAAAUUAUCCGACGAGUAUUCGACGCGAAAAAA